Messenger RNA from Quercus lobata, 1644 nucleotides. RefSeq lists its product as uncharacterized. The transcript has 9 exons. The coding region runs from base 159 to 1313 and encodes 384 amino acids. The record is from RefSeq and is a predicted model, not a curated record. NCBI's taxonomy places the organism in Eukaryota, Viridiplantae, Streptophyta, Magnoliopsida, Fagales, Fagaceae.
CAAAAGAGUUACAGAACCCCACAAACUCAACUUUGCCUCCGCAUCCCAAACCCUCGUAUAAAAAAAAACUGCUUUCUUUUCUGAUCUCUAGAUUCUCCACAACUUUACUCUUACUCUCUCUCUCUCUCUCUCUCUCUCUCUCUCUCUCUCAUAUUCUCAUGGAAGCCCUUGCAAGCUCUGUGUUCACCCCCAAGUUCCCAGAGACAUGUAGUUCAUCCUCUUCGAUCAGAGCUCCAAAUAAGCGAAUUGGGUCUCUCAAAAUCUCUGAAACUCCUCACUUUCCUGGCCUUCGUGCUCUUGCUCUCGCACGUGAGGUUCCAGGUGGUGAUGGUGAAGAGGCCGGGCCUUUGAAUAAUGGGUUCGGCUUAGUUUCUGAAGAAAGCUUUUCUUUUUCUCAGGAUAAUUUAAAUCACAAUCAAAGUUGUGAGAACGAUGCAGAUGAGGGACAAAAAGUGGACAUGCCUCUUAUAGCCCCAGGUGGAAGUGUAGCUGGAGGUGGAACCAGAGCUGGGCUAUUUCGAACACCAAUUUCUGGUGGAGUGCAGAGUGCAACCUCAGCUCAUGGUUUACCUCGACCAGCCUUAGCAGUUCGCAAUCUGAUGGAGCAGGCCAGAUUUGCUCAUUUGUGCACUGUGAUGUCUCGGAUGCACCACCGACGAGAAGGGUAUCCAUUUGGUUCUUUGGUAGAUUUUGCACCUGAUUCAAUGGGGCAUCCAAUAUUUUCAUUUUCACCAUUAGCCAUCCACACAAGGAAUUUGUUAUUUGACCCAAGAUGCACGCUUGUUGUGCAGAUACCUGGAUGGAGUGGCUUGUCAAAUGCAAGGGUAACGAUUUUUGGUGAUGUCUAUCCACUUUCAGAGAAUGAACAGGAAUGGGCUCAUAAGCAAUACAUAGCAAAGCAUCAACAAGGGCCUUCUCAACAGUGGGGGAACUUUUACUAUUUUAGGAUGCAGAACAUAAGUGACAUAUAUUUCAUUGGAGGUUUUGGAACUGUUGCCUGGGUUGAUGUAAAGGAAUAUGAGAUACUUCAGCCUGAUAAGAUAGCAGUUGAUGGAGGCGAGCAAAACCUGAAGGAGCUGAAUGCAAUAUUUUCAAAGCCCCUGAAAGAGCUUUUGUCCGCUGAAUCUGAGGUAGAUGAUGCUGCUCUUAUAUCAAUAGACAGCAAGGGAACUGAUAUCCGGGUCCGGCAAGGUGCACAGUUCAACAUACAAAGAAUAUCAUUUGAAGAAGGGCAUGCAGUUGAAACAUUAGAGGAAGCCAAGGCUGCUCUUUGGAAACUAAUAAACAAAGGCCGAGUAUGCAAUUUUCAGUAGAAGUUGAUUUGCAUAUGGGGUAUCCAAGUUCUUCCUUCUGAGACAACAAGCUCAAUCAAGAUGAUCAAUAAGGAGUCUCACAUCUGAGAAUAAUCAUUUUCUUUCUUCUUCGUUUUGACUUACCAUCUGGCUUUGUAAAACUUGCAGGCCUUGUGAUUUUGGGCAACGUGGACAAUUAUAUACAAGUGUAUGCAUAGGAUUUUUGGUAAAUAGAUUUUUAGUUCCUCAUUUAGGUCAAGUUUGGCCAUGCCUGAAGCAUUUGUAAGAAAAUAACUGAAAACUCAAUAGAAAACUAACGUGGAAAAACAAGGAAUUUCUAGCUUGCCUGAAA